AUGGAGGCGCCAUCCAGCUACGACUUCUGGGAAUCGCACCGCCAAGCUCGUAUGCAGCAGUUUUCGCUCCAUGCUGUAUCAUCCGUCAGCUCUACCGAACGGGAUCAUAUGCGAAAGCAGUUACUAUCAGAUGCGGAGUUUUUGUCAACGAUGGCCCUUGACUUCAACCGCCAUGUCAACAAUCUGAAUGCGAUAUCUCACCUACCUCCUGAGAUACUUUUGCACAUUUUCCGAUCCCUCGCUGAGCAGGAACCCCCGAGCUACACCUCCCAUGUAAAAAAACUAGGCUGGAUUCAUGCGGGACAUGUCUGUCACACGUGGCGCGUAGUCAUACUCAGUGCCAGCGAACUUUGGGCGCGGAGUAUUGGAUCCCUACCAGCUGGAACUGCUGCAUUCAUUGAGCGCGCUAAACAGUAUGGAUUAUGGGACGUGAAGAUGGAUACUUCUUACAAGAACCAUCCACCGCUGCGAGAAGUAGCUCUUCCCCUGGAAAGGCUACAAAGCCUAAGUUGGACGAUACGCACCGAGAAGGACGCCAAUACUACCUUUAACAUGUUCGCUGGCAAAAUAUUUCCCCAACUUCAGGAGCUCGAAACCACCUUCCCCUCUCGUCUGCUGGUCACCUUCUCCGCUUUGACCCCAAUACACGCCCCCAAACUCCGCAUAUGGUCAUCGAGCUCGUCUCACUUGCCCUUACGUGGGCAAUCUUUGACUCAUAUGCACAUGUUCAACGUGUGCUUUAUGGCCGCUGAUCUUCUCGAGACGCUGGCCCACGCUCCACGCUUAAUAGUUCUCGAACUGAAAAGGUUCAAACUUUUUCCUAGUACCAACUCGAACGAGCACCUUUGGACGACCGGGCCGGUCCGGCUACUCUCCCUUCAGAGCUUCAUCGCGGAUACUGAGGAUAUAUCAGGCUCCCGAUUGAAUGCGAAUGUAGUGUCCCACAUGAAGCUCUCUUCUUCCGUCGCUCUUGACAUCGAUGUCUCUGCCCACCACAUGAUGUCCGAAGAGGAUUACGCACUCCUCGUCACCAUCCUACGCGAUACUUGGCCGUCCAGUUGUGCAUUGACUGUACAGAUAUCUGGACGUAAGAUAGAGUGCCGACCCUCAGACGCUGUUGGUUCGGAUAUACAAGCCGGGACGCGCAGUGUCUCGUUCAGAGACCAGGCCACGUUGAUUCGCGCUGCACCACUUAACACUCUUCAUGCUGAGUUCGAGCAAGUCAAUCGUCUGAUCAUCGUGGCAGAUGAGGAUCUAGGCGACGAGGACGAGAUUCGGCUCUGGGCGGAUACAUAUUCGUUGUUCCCGAACGUACGAGAGCUUGAUAUGCGAAGAGGAGAGCUUUCCGACUUGAGUCCAUUGGGCAACUAUACCCACGGGCUUCAGUUGCCUCGACUGGAACGUUUGCGGUUGUCGGGUGCCUUGCUCAAGACCGGUUGGAGCAAGUUCCUCAUCAUUCUUCUACACAAUCGAGCCGCCGCUGGCGGGAGAUGUAAGGAGCUAUGGUUAGAAGGGAUGUUUGAUCCGGGAGAAGGUGGCGAUGAAGACGUACAAGCGCUACGCGCUUUGGUGCCAGAGAUUCAUUGGUCGGAGGGCUAA
Molecule: messenger RNA, 1599 nt
Organism: Peniophora sp. CBMAI 1063
Lineage: Eukaryota; Fungi; Basidiomycota; Agaricomycetes; Russulales; Peniophoraceae
Source: the annotation of a GenBank genome assembly